AGCUUAUUUGCAUGUGUCGCAGUAAAGAUUAAGUGGAGUAAACACAAUAAACUAGUACAUUUUUAAAGUAUAAUAAUAUUUUAUGCUUUUAAAGUCAGGAAAAAUCAUAUAAAUUUGUAAUUUCAGAGUAAAAGCAUGUUCAUUUGUUGUUCUUUCUCUAAAACUGUAGCAAUUCUUGGUUUCUACAUUUCCUUCUUUCUUGACUAAACAAAGCAUUAGAAUAUUUUUUUUAUUUAUUUUACCUUCAUGUUUCUGUCAUAUUAUUUUGAUAGAUUUGGAAAAUGGUUGGCAGUCAGUUGCUUGCACAUUUUUUUUUUAUUUUUUUUUUUAAGUUUUGUUUUGAGGCAGGAGCACGGCUCUGGAGUUGAAGUGAAUCAGCCUGUCAUGGGAAAUCUCUGCUGCAUGGAAGAACCCCCCAGGGACUGCUCCCCCCUUCACAGCGCUGUGUCUCAGGGACAAGUCAGGGCAAACCAGAAAGACGCACUGAGGACUUCUAGGGUCAUGAUAAAUCGCAAUGACUAAAGAAUGCCACCGAAGGGGGCCUCGUUCAAAGACAUAUAUGUAUCUGUAUCUGUGUGUAGGAUUUCUGGGUUGAGGAUGUAUUGGGAAUAAGAUGGUUUGUAAGUUGAUUGCAGCUCUGCUGGUCCUUGGCAGAUGUGUCCUGUCAUGUCCUGGCUGCUCUGUGUGUGCCUCUGGGUCAGUCUGACUGCCAUCCAGCUCUGUCAGACCACUUUCUACGACACCAUCCACCAUCAUCCUGGGACCAGACCAGGCCGAACCACCAUUCACACCAUUGAGGGGGGCACAUGCGAAGUAAUCGCUGCACACAGAUGCUGUAACAAGAACAGAAUCGAGGAGAGGUCACAGACGGUGAAGUGCUCUUGUCUGCCGGGGAAAGUGGCCGGGACCACCAGAAACAGGCCUUCAUGUGUCGAUGCAUCGAUAGUAAUUGGGAGGUGGUGGUGUGAGAUGGAGCCUUGCCUGGAAGGGGAGGAAUGCAAGACGCUCCCUGACAACUCAGGCUGGAUGUGCUACGCCGGCAACAAGGUUAAAACCACAAGGAACACUCAGCCAUACACAACGACAACAUAUUAACAACUUUGCAAGGGAUUGCAAGGGAAUACCUCUGGUUCCGAGAACUGUCAGUGGAUCAAUUAUUACAAGAGACAAUGAGCCUAUUGUUGCUUCAAGAAAUGUCAACAACUAGAAGAUAGAAGUUUGAAAAAAAGAUGUAAAAUACAUUAAGCACAUCUUUCUCAAGGCUCCCAAAAAUAUCUGCUCUCCAAGCAGCCUCCGGGGAACUUCAUCAUAACCUUGUAAUGAAUCUAUUUCCAUCAUUUUUUUCCAACUUAGAGAUGGAGUACGACUGUCUGUGCAUUUGGAUUAAUAUUUGGAGAGUAACUGAAAACCCUCUUCAGACACCAAUGAGACAAAUGUCUAUUGCAAGGCACCAAACAGGAGAGGAGUUUAUCAAAGAACGUGGAAUGAGCAAGCGCAGAAGCUGACAGCCCUCAGGAUCUUUUUUUUUAUUAUUAUUUCUUUGUCUUUUUAAUAUUGCAGGAAGAAAAAUGUUGUACAUAAACUGUUUGUCUUUUCCGGUGUAAAUGAAAUACAUUUGUGACGGUGGUAAAUCUAACAUACUGUUACACACAGAACCUUCCACUGCUAAAAGGUUGAGGAGAUAGAAUCUCGGUGACACGAUACAGGUACGUCAUGAGGCUUAUGUUUUAGCAUUGGUUUUCUAUGGUACGUGUAAGACUGUGACCUCCUCUUGAGUGGCUGUACCAACCUUUUUGUUAACAUUUCAGCUACCCUAGAACAGAUUAGACCAUCAAAACGCCCAAUCAGUGGGUUAUGUUCAAUACUUAAAAUGCCUUAUUUGUGUGGAAUCAUUCAAAUGAUGAUCUUGUAGAUAUGAAGCAAUUCAUUACUGUGUGCAAAAUGAAUUAAAGUAAGUCACUGUUCCUGUUA
This is a messenger RNA of Oryzias melastigma (Indian medaka), 1971 nucleotides long. RefSeq names its product chemokine-like protein TAFA-1. Gene Ontology annotation, biological process: neuroblast differentiation; regulation of neuroblast proliferation. Gene Ontology annotation, molecular function: receptor ligand activity. The transcript has 5 exons. NCBI's taxonomy places the organism in Eukaryota, Metazoa, Chordata, Actinopteri, Beloniformes, Adrianichthyidae. Bases 655 to 1095 code for a protein of 146 amino acids. The record is from RefSeq and is a predicted model, not a curated record.